CAUAAAUGUUGUUUAAUUUUUUAAAGGUUAUACAUGUGAUUUCCCUAUAGCGUCUUACAGAAAAUCACACAGCAUUUAUGUCCGGUACUGUAUUAAAAACAGACUCUAAAAAGGUGGAAAUAAAGUAACUCAGACUAAAAUAUUGUGUGAAAAAGUAUCAACAAGCAAAAAAAAUGUCGAAGAAACGAAAAUUAAUAGACAUUAAAGAUAUCUGUCGAUUUUGUCUGAGUGAUGAUAAUGCAAUGGUUGACAUAACGGCGCCGUAUAUUCAGAAAAAAGUUGAAGCAUUUUCGGCCUCGACUUCGAUAAUUAUUGAAGAUACAGAUUAUUUACCAAAAAAAAUUUGCCACGUUUGUGUUUACAAGUUGGAAUCAUGGUACGACUUUAAACAGCAACUCAAACGAUCAUACUCAAUAUUAUUGAAUUAUUUAAAAACCGGUGAGUUUACUAGAGACAUUACAAAAAUAAAUCCAAACGUUACAAAUGUUUCAUCAACAAUAGAUAAAAAUUCAGUAGAUGGUGUUAUAAAAAAUGAUCCAACAAAAAUGAAUAAACUUUUAUUAGAAUUAAAUGUUAAGAAGGAAAAAGAAGAUGAUUCACUAUCCUAUGUAGAUGAUCAAUUAAAUACCUCAUUACCACUGCUAGAAAAAUCUUUAGAAUCUCUAGAACUUCUUACACCCAAAGUAGAGAGUACAUCAGAAGGUAAAACACCAAUGUCACCAGUUAGAAAUCGUUUGUCAAGUGUUCGACGAACGAGUGAACAACGAUUAGCAUCUACACAACGAUGGGUGGCGAGAAAACGUGCUUUACUAGCAGCUACUGGACAAAAUGAAUCAGACACAGACUCUAUGGGAUCAGAUACAACUCAAUUAUCACCUAUGAAAAAAGCUAGAGUGAAAUGUAAUGAACGAGAACUGGAAAGAAAAAGAAAUGAGCAGGAUAUGAUGAAUGAAUGUAAUCAAGAUGAACUUUUUAAACCUCAAACAAUACAAUCAGAAGUUAGAAUUGGUGAUACAACUUUUGUAGUUACUUCAACUUUGUAUUUGAGUGAACCCCAGUUUCUUAGUCAAUCAUUUAAUAAUCUUAAAGGUCAAAAUAAUGAUGAUGUUGAUCAAAAUAUGGACAUCAUUGAUGCACUGCAAUUGAGAAGAGUGAACGACAACAAACAAGUGAUCGACAAAAUGUUGGAGAAAUGUCUUAACAUUGAAGUAGAAGGCACAGAGUUGGAGGCAUUGCAAAAAGUGCAGGUAGAAUUGGCAUCAUUUGUUGAAACUGAAAUAAAAAAUAAAUUGACUGAUGAUAAAAAAGAUCAAUCUGAAGUGUCAAUAGAACCACCAAAGCCUCAGGACUCUUUUCAGACUCUAGAACAACAGCUGAAGAUCAUUGUUGAGAAGACUAUCAAAAAAAAUCUAGAGAAUUAUAGAACUAGACGACAGGCAAUGAAUAAAUUAAACCGUACAAGUUAUCCAGUUCCAUCAACAUUCGUUAAGGCUGCUGUUAAGUCGCCCAUUUUCCAACCCAAAGUUGUCGUGGAUCGAUUAGACCCUAAAAUACUUCAAGACUUUGUUAAAAGUAAGCCUGAAAAUGAUCCGAUGGAUGUUAAGGAAAACUUAGAGAACUGUCAGGAUUUGGUUGUGCCUGAGAAACAUGUCUGUACCUCAUGUGGAUUAGUAUUUGGAUCGAAAGCUGAAUUAACUGAACACCGUCUUGCUCAUAUUGGUGUUAAAAGACGACUAAUGCGUUGUAAAAGAUGUCAUACUAUUGUCGAGCAUGAACUUGUUAAAUUCCAUGUUUGUAAAAUAAAAAGUCGUCAAUAUCCAGUGAAAAAUCAACCGUCCAACACAGAAGUUAAUUCAGUAAAUCAUCAAGUUCAUCAGAAUGAAGAGGUGAAGAAGAUGUCUACUGUUGAUACCAAUGUUAUCAAAGAAGUAAAUUGUUUUAUUUGUGAAAAGGCUUUUAGUAAUGCUGAAAAGCUCAAAGAUCAUCUACAAAGUCAUUGUGAUGAUAAUGAUGAAAGCAGCAGCAAUAUAAAGGAAAUUUUUCAAUGUGCUAUUUGCGGGAUGACAGUAGAUACUGGAGAGAAACUUGAAAGUCAUGUCGAACAGCAUUUAUUCAAUGAUGCUGAUGAUAAUCCUGAUCUCAUUGACGUGGUAGUUGAUAUGAAGAAACCUGAAUUACAUUCUUGUGUCCAAUGUAAUCAAAAGUUUCAUUCAGAAAUAAAUUUAGCAUUACAUAUGCAAGCACAUGAGGAAGAAACUGCCAUUGCCGAGUGGGAAGAUGAAUAUAAAAUGCAAGGAAUUUAUGGAUGUACUAUUUGUUAUGAUACUUUUGAAAAUGAACAACAACUUGCUGAUCAUUUUGACGUACACAAUUGUAGCUCACAUAUUUGUGUAUUAUGUGAUAAACCAUUUUUGACUUUAGCUGAACUUCAAGAACAUGUAAACACUCAUUAAAACAUUUCUUGCCGAUGUUUGGCAAAUAAUAGUUAGUUUAUGACUUUAUGAUAUUUUAUACCCGUAUGGAAAUAAAUUUCUGGAAAAAACUCUAAAAAAAGUCUGGAUAAUAUCUGGAAAAACUCUGAAUAGUUUCUGGGAAAAGUCUGUGAUUUGGAACAUUACCAGAGUUUCGGUGGUAUUGCCAAAGACUCUGGUGAAUUUCUGGAAAAACUCGGGAAUUUUUAACUAAUGUUGAUUGUUGCUUCUCAGAGAUUCCUGGAGAUUUACCAGAAAAACAACAAUCAGCGUUGGUCUAAAAACUCAGAGUUUUUCCAGAAAUUUAUUUCCAUUAUAAUCUUUAUAUAAUAUUGAUAAUUUACUGUUUAUGAAUUUAAGCUGUUAUCUUCGUUAUUUAAGUACUAAUAGUGUUUUUAUCUGAUAUAAUGAAGAAAAAAAAACAUCUAAAGGAUGGUUGUAAAUAAUCUUUUACUUUAAA
Messenger RNA from Chelonus insularis, 2931 nucleotides. RefSeq lists its product as uncharacterized. Gene Ontology annotation, cellular component: nucleus. Gene Ontology annotation, molecular function: DNA-binding transcription factor activity, RNA polymerase II-specific; RNA polymerase II transcription regulatory region sequence-specific DNA binding; zinc ion binding. NCBI's taxonomy places the organism in Eukaryota, Metazoa, Arthropoda, Insecta, Hymenoptera, Braconidae. Gene Ontology annotation, biological process: regulation of transcription by RNA polymerase II. The record is from RefSeq and is a predicted model, not a curated record. The transcript is spliced from 2 exons. Bases 174 to 2453 code for a protein of 759 amino acids.